This is a messenger RNA of Tupaia belangeri chinensis (Chinese tree shrew), 1281 nucleotides long. It is a transcript of the gene CUNH8orf76, whose product is annotated as chromosome unknown C8orf76 homolog. Gene Ontology annotation, molecular function: protein binding. The record is from RefSeq and is a predicted model, not a curated record. Lineage: Eukaryota; Metazoa; Chordata; Mammalia; Scandentia; Tupaiidae.
GUUGCCCCGGCCGUGGGCGCGCGAUGGAGAGCGAGGGCUGGUUGUUUGGCGGCGAGUUCGAGGACUCGGUGUUUGAAGACCACCGGGAGCGGCGGGCGCUGCGAGCCGCAGUGGUUUUACGAAGAAGCGGAGAGCAGUGAUGAGGUCGAAGCCCUGACUCUCAAGAAAUUCAGAGGGGACCUGGCCUACAGACAGCGAGAGUAUCAGAAAGCACUGGAGGAGUAUUCCAGUAUCUCUGAAAAAUUGUCAUGUACUAAUUUUGCCAUGAAAAGGGAUGUCCAGGAAGGCCAAGCUCGGUGUCUGGCCCAUCUGGGGAGGCAUGUGGAAGCUCUGGAGAUUGCUACAAACCUGGAAAAUCAAGCCACCAACACAGACCAUUUAACCACUGUGCUCUCCCUUCAGUUUGCUAUUUGUUCAGGCUUGCGGAACUUGGAGAAAACAAUUUUCUGCCUGCAAAAACUGAUUUCAUUGCACCCUUUUAAUCCUUGGAACUGGGGCAAGUUGGCAGAGGCUUACCUGGAUCUCAGGCCAGCUCGUCCAGCAUCAUUGGCGUCAUCUCAGACACAGGCCCGUCUCAGCCCGAGCGGCAGCACUAUCAAAUGCUCCUGUCCACAUUCGGGAAGAGACUGUCCUUUGUGUUUCCCUGAAACCUUGCCCGAGUGCUCCGUGUUUUCUAUAGAAGCAAGUAGCCGUAAUAGCCAGAAAAAUGCGAAAACAGCUCUUACAGACACUCAAACCUGUGUGGCAGAGAAGACAGAGGCGGCGUGGGCGGAGACUCAGAUGAAAGCCUGCGCCUCCUUCAUUCGAGCCAGGCUUUUGCUUCAGCUCACUCAAUCCCAGCAGACGUCGUUCGCUUUGGAGAGGAACUUAAGGACCCAGCAGGAAAUUGAAGAUAAAAUGAAAGGGUUCCACUUCAAGGAAGAUGCUUUGUUGUUGAUAGCUGAGGUUAUGGGAGAAGACGUCACCCCAGAGAGAAUAAAAGAUGACAUCCAGUCGGAGGUGAAGUGUGUCGGCUCCGCAGCCCUGGCCGCCUUGGUGACUGCAUCCUCAGCAGAAUUCGAAGACAAGUGGUUCGGGAAGAUCAAAGACCAUUUCGGGCCCUUGGAAACUCAGGUCCGUCCAGAGAUGUGGAUCUUGGCUUAGGGGUCUGCCUCGAAACAAGCGGAAAGCAUCUCGCUUUAUAGAGAUAGCUGUCUUCGUGUACUUCAGACAGCAUCGACUGCUAAUCACGGGAUACAGGGAAUUAAAGGGGAUCAUUUUAUAAAAACCUUUUCUCCCAGA